Molecule: messenger RNA, 1542 nt
Organism: Fomitiporia mediterranea MF3/22
Lineage: Eukaryota; Fungi; Basidiomycota; Agaricomycetes; Hymenochaetales; Hymenochaetaceae
Exons: 5
Coding region: 1-1416 (471 amino acids)
Source: RefSeq, a predicted model, not a curated record
AUGGACGCAGCGUGGUGCAUUACACCCCCAGCUGCUUCAGCACUACGAGAACACGAAAUGAGCUCAGGCGACGCACCCCACUACGAUUACCACAUCAACUCAUACUCCUCGUCGUAUUUCGAUGCACAAGGCGUGUUUCAGCCGGUUGCGCACGAUACGCAUACAACUCUAGCACCCACUCAAGAGCCGUUGCAUGCAUCAGCAUCUUUCCCACCACUGGGCGCCUCAUCCGAAACUCCUGCACUUAAUGCAUCUCCUGUGGAUCCAGAGCGAACGGAUGACAUUGCUGCAGUGUUAGCUCGUCAGCGCCGACAAGUUGACGAAAUGCAAAAUCGAAUUAAAGCACUCGAAUCGCAGUUGGCAGGGACGAAGCGAGCUUCUGAGGCAAACGACAGAGAAGGGAACGUCGGGGGAGGAAAUGGCAAAGAAGGAAACAGCAGAGAAGAGAAAGGCCGAAAGAAACGCAAGCUUGGAGGUCUGAUGCUUUUGACUGAGGAACAGAGUAAAAUGAAGAAGCGACUGAUGAAAGAAGUUCGCGACGAAAUAAAACGCCUUACUGGCAGAGGCAAGUCAGGCCAGUGGGAACGUUUUGAUAAUUAUAUGCCUCUAGACCUCGAAGGAACUGCGACGUCUGAGGGGAAUAGACUAGUAAUUCAGCAGGCUGCAAAGACAGUGACAGAAGCACACAAACACCCUCUGACAGGCCAGUACGGGCUUGAAGGGCAGCCAUUUACCUUGGCGGAUUGCGUGUCAUUCGCAUCGACGGCGUUCAAUAGCUGGAAAGCAGCAGCUAAAAUUAAGGGUGAUCGAGACAGAAAGAAAAAGAAUGAUAAACAUCAGAGGAAGAAUCGUCGGUACGGACGUCGAGUUGCACUAAGCAAGAGACGCAUGUCUGCAAGAGAGGAGUUUAAAGAUAGCUACGACUGCACUCUUCCGGACGAAAUUUUUGACCCUGAAUUCAUGUCGUCUUGCCAUAGCGACCUUGAUUCCUCAGAAGUGUCCGACAAGAACAAUAUAUGGGGUGCAAGAGACGAGCAUCGGGAAAGAAAGCUUGACAAAGCGGGCAUCUCUGAGGAAUCACCGUUUGAGAAUGUCGAAAUGUGGGAAUUGCGAAGGAAGGAGUUCCGUUCGAAAGUGUUCACCGAGAUAUUGCAGUGGCUUGAUGGGGUCGCACAAGACUUAUCCGAGCAGCGACAGCAGCGACAGAGGCGCAACUCACGUCCCACGAUCGCAAAAGUCGACUUGGGCAGGAAUAUUAAACGUGCACCUGCAGAAGGGCACCGCGUCUUCCCAUUCAUGGUUGACUCUGAAUGGUUGCGUGAUAAUGAGGAAGAGGGAAAGAAGCUGGAAAUCGAGGAGAAGGACCCAGAUGACUUCAUCAACGCAAUUGAGGGAUUCAUGUUAGAGUAUUGUUAGGGCGAGGAGAACAGUACAAACACGAGAACUUAGUGUGGUCUUAUAUACUAUACAAAUAUCUGAUUGUAUUAACCUAAAAUAUCUGAAAGGAACUCGGUACAAUGUGUAUUCUAAGCUGUACUUCCC